Messenger RNA from Stomoxys calcitrans (stable fly), 1049 nucleotides. Its product is annotated as trichohyalin-like. The transcript has 3 exons. Bases 108 to 1016 code for a protein of 302 amino acids. The record is from RefSeq and is a predicted model, not a curated record. Lineage: Eukaryota; Metazoa; Arthropoda; Insecta; Diptera; Muscidae.
AAAAUAACGUCAUGCACCAUAGUCGAUAUUCGAAACAUCAUUGAAACCAACAACGCAACAUAUUUUUAAAUUAUUUUAUUGCAAAUUGCUCCAAAUUCUCAAGCCGGAUGAUGCGUUUUAAUACGCCAAGAGUUGAGAGUGCAACGGAAGCAUGUUUUUCCAGCCGCAGCACGAGUUCAUUGCCAUCUGGCGAUGGUACUCAUAGCGGAAAAUCUAGCCGAAGUUGUGACCCCAGUGCAAGAAGUGUUAAGGAGGUACCACACUUUCUUGAGAAGAGAUGCAAAUCAUACAAUUCCAUAAAUAGUGCAAAAACAUCUGAAACUUGUAGCGAUAUUGUGCCCCCAUUGGAUUUGCAGUCGGAGGAAAACUACCCCAAUGGUGGCUAUACCUACUCCUGUCGCAAGCAUUGUGAAACUACUAAGCUGGAUCGAAACCCGGAUUUGGCAUAUGAUACAUGGCUUUCGGCCAAAAGGAAGAUUUUGUCGGACCAAGCAGCUCGGCGCCGUGAAAUCGAAGAGAAAAAACGCCAUGAAUUCGAAGAACGCAAACGUAUAUCCAAAGAAAUCUACGAGAAAUGGUUGGAAAACAAAGCAAAAAGGCAGGAAACACAGUUUAACAAUCUCAACAAUAAAGCGUCCCAGCAGAAUUUAAAGUCACAAAAUAUAAUUUCGGUGAAAGACAUGCGUUGUCAUUUGAGUGAGACAGAGGUUAAAGCCCAUUUGGAUGAAUGGCAGCGAACAAAACGUUUGCAGCAGGAACGUCGUCGCAUGAUAAAACAACAAGAGGAGCAAAUGCGCCGUGAAUUAGAGGAAGAACGCCGUCGGUGUGCUGUCGAAGCCUGGGAAAAGUGGUUGGCUGAAGCUGCCAAGAAGCCAAAGCCAGUGCCUUUGAAUCGCGGUUUAUCCACUUUACGUGGAACCGUGUCGGACAUUUUUGUUAACCCCAAUGAAUGGAAGUCAGUAUUGCCUAAUGUGUCAGAUGACAAGGCCAUGGGCGAUGGCAGAAAUGUUAAAUGAAAAAAUUCAAUAAAUGAAAAGAAUAAUCCACAA